Molecule: messenger RNA, 432 nt
Organism: Cyclospora cayetanensis
Lineage: Eukaryota; Apicomplexa; Conoidasida; Eucoccidiorida; Eimeriidae
Product: tubulin polymerization-promoting protein family member 2
Exons: 1
Coding region: 1-432 (143 amino acids)
Biological process (GO): positive regulation of protein polymerization; microtubule bundle formation; microtubule polymerization
Cellular component (GO): microtubule
Molecular function (GO): tubulin binding
Source: RefSeq, a predicted model, not a curated record
AUGUCGGUCCAGGCAGUCUUCGACCAAUUUACGCACAACUGCGCCUCCAUGGACGGCAGGACGUUUGUAAAGGUAUGUAAGGAUUGCAAGAUAUUCUGCAAACUCUACACUACGACAGAUGCAGACUUGAUUUUCGCCAAGGUGAAGCAAAAAGGUGCCAAGACGAUAUCUCCCGCUGAGUUUGAACAGGCCCUUCAGCUAAUAGCCGAAAAAAAGAAAAUGGGAUACCAGGAUCUUGUUUCACAGCUAUCAAGCGCAGGGGGGCCAGUAUACACAGGAACAAAGGCACUAGCCAAUAAAUUUCAUGACGAUAAAAGUCUCUACACUGGUGUGCAUGCAAAUGGAGGCCCUAGCACCAAGGAUCAGAAAGUUAGCGAUCUCUCCAACCUCCUAGACCGCAGCCCCGCAGACAUACGCGGCACCAAGAUGUAA